Molecule: messenger RNA, 5732 nt
Organism: Ectocarpus siliculosus
Lineage: Eukaryota; Phaeophyceae; Ectocarpales; Ectocarpaceae
Source: the annotation of a GenBank genome assembly
AUGCCUGCGAUCAUCUUCAUCAACAAGGUGCGGGUGGAGAACCUGCCCCCGGCAGCGCAGGGGACGCCGGGCCUUUUUCGGGUGAAAUUCCGGGCGGGAACAGAGGGGCGAUCGCCGGCAGAAACGGUACCCAAGCCGGCGAACCCGGAUGGCUCGGUCGAGUGGCUGGAGACGCUGGACAUCACGGUGCACGACACGAGCUUCCCGCUGAUAGCAGUCGUCCAGCAGACCAACUACCUCGGGGGGUGGAGCCUGGUCCCCGACGGCCGCUUCGAGGGCGCGGCCGUCAGCGAGCUGCCCAACGAGUGGCGCCACGCGUCCUCCAUCCCGACCGCCCCCACGUUCUACGCCCAGCUGAGCGUCCACGUGGAGGGAGGAACGCAGCGCGACACCCGGCUGCCACCGUUCGCCGGCAUGGACAAGCCCGCCGGCGGGGGGGGGUUCCGCGGGGGGCCCGUUGGCGGCGGCGGCGGCCGCGGUGGGCGGGGCGGCUGGGGUGGCCGAAGUGAUUUUUACCCGGGCGGUGGCCGGGGCAGGCGGGGCGGCAGGCGGGGCGCUGCCGGUGGUUUUGCUUACCCCGCUGGUGAUGGGGGGAGCGGCUGGGGUGGUUGGGUCGGUCACGCACCACCCUCUCAGAUGGCCACAGCUGGCGGCUCCUUCAGCGGCUUAAGCGCAUCCUCCGGGAGUAUCGGUUACGGUAGCGCGGCCGGGUCGCCGGGCGUGUACGGGGACGCUCGGGUCGGGGAUGGCGCCGCCGCCAGCGGUGCGCCCAUCGACCGCACACCCUCUUGGGGAGCGUCGUCGGCGGGGAGUGGCAUGCCGACCGCCAUCGCGGAGCCGGCGUUUCCCUUCGAGCCUGCUCCGCCGGGGGCGCGCGGCAGACACUCUUCGAUGACAGUGCCGAGCGCUCCGCGCGUCCCCGUCUCCCUGCGACGGCACCAGUCCGCGGGCUUUGUGCAGAGGGAGUCCAGCACCCACAGUAGCCGGGACGGGAGCUGGCGGUUCUCGCUUGGGGCGGCAGACAUGCCUUCUGUCGGGGAGGCGCCUGUCGUGAGAGGAGCGUCGUUGGAUGGGUCAGAGUCGGAGCGGUUUCCGCCGGCGGCGGACGGGCGGCUCCGUUCCCCGGUGGGAUCGUACGCGCCGUCUGGCCUCCGUUCCCCGGUGGGAACGCACGUGCCGUCCCCCCUGCUGGACAUGAGCCGCGAGCUGGAAGAAGAAGAAGAGGAAGAGGGCCGGGCACCGGGAGCGGGCCAGCAGCAACAGGUGAAGAGGGAAGAAGGUUUUCGGGCGGCGUACAAGCGCCCGAGCAGCGACGGGGGCUCCUGGGCUAAGGAGAGGCGGGAAACGGAGGAGCGAAUGGAAGAGGUCAAGACGGAGCGGCGAUCCGGGGAAGACGUUGAGCCUUACGCCGAAGCCACUGCUGCUGCCCCACCCGUGGUUGCUUCUACCAUCCCGGUUUCCCGUAAGAGAAUGUUUUCAUUCGCCAAGCUAAGGGGGUCUAGCAGCGGCAGCAGGGGGUCAUCCGCCGCGGCCUCUUCCUCGACUUCGGAGAGCGAACUCCAACCAAGUCGCAGGAGGUUGGCAGCGGUGCCCUCCACCGCGUCCGCGCCACUUGCGGAAGAGAAGGAGGAGGGGAGGGAGGAGGGAAAGGGAGCGCCGUCGGGAGCGAAGAAAGCGCUCGGGAAGUUGGCCGCAGCCGGGAAAAUCUCUUUGCGCAAAAAAAAAAACAAGAGCAUGCGCGAGGUGCGGGCGCCGGCCAUGCGGGGGGCUGCGGCGCCGGCGCCGCUGUUGCGGCCGCAGUUCGUGGCUGCGCCGCCGGCGGGGGCUGCGCCAUCUGGGGCUGCGCCUCCGCCGCCGCCGCCGCCGCUGCCAGUGCCGCUGCCGCGCGGCCCCGGGGGACGGGUUUACGGCACCAGAACGGCAACUCUCACCACCGGUGCAGUGCGUCCUGCUCGCGGCCGAGGCACGAGCGGACCACGAUCUCCCCCCGCACGGUCAUCGGUAGACUCAUCAAGGACAAGGGGAGAGUCGACGCUGGCACCGCCGCCCCCUCUCACUCCUCCGCCGACGUACUCCGACGCUCUCCGACUGCGGGGUUCUUUACCCCCAACGGAGUUCAUUCGCCCGCCACCGGAGGCACCGGAGUUGCGCGAGCCCGAGUGGAUGUCGUCCAACUCGCAACCCCUCGAGGGGGCGCCACGUUUGCCUGACAGGAGAGGAGCGGUGGCGGAGGCGGAGGCGGCGGCGUCAGCUCGAAGAAUGGACGCGGCUCUAGCUGCCGUGGGGGAGCUGACGCGGAGGCGUGAUUCCCCCGCAAGAGAGCACUCCCGCUCCAUUGGAGGUUAUCGGUCCUUCGCAGCUGCUGGGUCCGACACGGAGGUUGCUUACGACACAGGAAGGGCUCUUGGCACAGAAAUGGCGCCUCGCGGUUCCUACUCCCCCACGGAAAGAGCCGAAGUCCGCAGCAUGGAAGAUGGGGACGAGGAUGAUUCGUUCCCGUCCGCCUACUCCGCAAUGCCUCAAGACUCGCUGGAAGUACGGAAUGGAGGGAGGCCUGUGUACCCGGUGGUUCGGCCUCGAGGACACCUGGGGCCGUCGGAAGCCAUCCCCGGCGACGGCCGGUCUGCGCCCCGGCUGCUUGCCCAAAGCACGACGGCAUCGUCACGAAGCACGACAGCUUCGGUGAUGAACGGGGAUACGCCGGUCGACCACUCCACGCGGGGGGUGAUGCCGCCCGGGGGGGAUCCCGUUGUGUCUUCGUGGUUUGCGCCCCCCCCGAGAGACCCCGUGAUUUUCUCGUGCUUUGCGCCGUCUGCCGUGACCCCCGGAAUAGCGUUCGACCUGACUGUCAAGGCGUUCCUCCGGGCGGCUAGAGAGGCCGCCGUGCGCGAGGCGAUGGCGGAGGGAGCCGCCGAGGCGGGGAGGCCUGGGGGCAUGAUGGUCUCCAAAGGGACCCGGAUGACUGUUGAGCUGAACUUACCAGAGCAUUCCUUCAAGAUGCUGCAGCCCGUGGACUCCAGCAACGGUCCCGCAUCCGUCGAACGGCUGUCCGUGAGCGACUUCACGUGGGCCGGCGAGACCACAGGCGCCACGUUCAGGGCCGCGUGUAUCCCGGGCACCCCGCCCGGGCGGGUGCAGUGUGGGGCGAAAAUAAUCGAGGGCAGGAGGGUGACGCAUCUCUCCUUCGGCAUCGAGGUGGCGGAGCUUGGGGCUACCCCGCGGGCGUUGCUCUGCGACAGCAACGGCGAGCUCGACACCGUCAUGGAGGAGGUCAAGGAUAACGUGGCGGAGGUCCCGUUCGACGAGCUGGAGUUCGUCAAGGAGCUCGGGCAGGGGGUCCAGGGAAAAACCUCUCACUGCCGUUGGCGAGGCAACGACGUCGCGGUCAAGAGCCUAGCGUCGCACCCUUCCUUCUUCCCUUCGAUCGCCCAGACCCGCUCCGGCCUGGAGCACGAGGCCACCAUCCUCUCCCUCAUCGGACACCACCCGAACAUCGUGCAGUUCUUCGGCCUCAGCCGGCGGGACGGCGCCUGCGGCGACGAGGAGAUACACGUCGUCACGAAGCUGGAAGAGGGAGGCAGCAUGGAAGGAGUGCUGGGCGUUAGGGCGGGGAGGGCGAACGGCUGGCAUUCCCCGGUCUCGAACGGCGGCAUCGGCGGCAUCGGCAACGGUAACGGUAACGGGUGGAACGGCCGCGGCGCGGAGUUCGACGGGAGCACGCGGGAAGUUUGGGCUUGGGAUAUCGCACGCGGGCUGGCAAACUCUCACGCGGCUGGCGUCCUCCACAACGACAUCGCGAGCCGAAAUGCCUUGCUGUCGAGAGCGGGGAUCGGGGGGCGGGGCCUCCUGUGCGACUUCGGGAUAAGCCGGUUUCUGCAAGAGAAGGGAGUCGCCAAGGCGUUUCUCAUCGAUCCGGAGGACCAUGAUGACGUUUGGCCGAUUCGGCAGAUGCCCCGGGAGUCGCUGACGCACCCGUUUCCGCUGACCGCAGAGAGUGAUGCGUGGAUGUACGGCAUGUUCUUGUACGAGGUCUUCGAGGGUGAGCAGCCAUGGGCAGGGCUCGAGAAGUCCGAGGUUAAGCGCCUGAUAUUGGAAGGGAGGCCCGCCCCCAAGGCCCCGGAGAUGCUGAGGCAACGCGGCGACCGCCUCGUGAAGCUUUACGAGAGCUGCUUGAGCGACGACAGCACCAAGCGGCCGAACUUAGAGCGUAUCUUGGACCAGUUCUCGCCUGCCUUGUCUCCCUCGGAUUGGAUGGCGUAGGGUUGGACGUGUGGCACACUGCUGGCGAAGAGGUUGACGAACGCUGCACCACGUUGCAGCUUGGCCCUGUGAUUUGCAGCUGACGAUAAUUAGUGGUACCUCGGGGCACUUGUGGAGAAGCAGUGUGAAGGAAGGGUGGCUCGGUUGUAGCACGUACCCACCAUUCCAAUCCAAAUUUUCGCUUCCCACUCUAGCACGCUUGUUUUUUCUACAGGAGGUGGCGACGGCUAGCGGAGACAGACGAUUGUCCGCAGUUUCUUACUUGAUGCGCGAGGAGGCUCGGAGCGUUGCCUUGUACGCGUUUCGAUUCCGCGAGGUGCUUUGAAACCGUCAGUCAACUAUUUUCCGUUUGUUUUAUCUCUUGUUUUUAACUAUUAAAUACAUUGUAUUUCUAUUAUUUAGCGUAGAAGACUAUCCCCGCUCCCUGAUUAUAGUUCUCAGGCUUUUGUCUGCGAGUUUCUUGUCGUCCGCUUUGUCAGUGGCUUUGUGGUACUGACGGAAAUGGACACGUCAUUUGAUGUAGCCGGUCCUAAAACCCGCUUGGAGGGUUGUUCCCGGUAUUCGAUUUCUCUCGGUAUUUGCGGUUCUUAGAAAUAUAUUCCCAGCAAAGUGGUGGACGGAAUGUUUUUUGUUCCAGAUGAAGAUUGUGGCGGAUAAACGCACACACCAUCUGCUGUUGGUUAAAUACCUUGUGUGUGAGGGCAAAGCUCGUCGCAAGCUUAGUAGCUACAGUAUUGUUGGCAGAUUGGUAAUGGUGGGGGUACGCAUCGAGUGUCUGGUGAGAUCUGUUUAGGGUCCACGCGUUCUUUCGCCUCUCGUGCAAUGUUCCUCUGUUUGGUACUCUUGUUGUUUUCGUAUAUGUUCAUUCGUCCGCAUGUAUCAUAUGCUCUCUAUUGGGUACGUACUCGAGUUGGCGUGUUUGUCGACGACGGCGGGGUUCGCGAAGGGGGCCCCGUGGCGUGCGUUUUUGCGUGCGUGGUAGUGUCCGGAUCGUGCCGCCGCGGCGCCCCGCACGUCGUCUGCUCUUGUUGUGUCUCUUUGCUUUGUCAAUUUACCCGUUGUUUGUGGUGGUUUUCAUCUCGGAAACCGGUUGCGUGCGGGCACCUCUCCUGUAGACUAUUAUUGUUCUCUCUGCAACUCUAGCUUCACCGCUAGUUAGACGGAGGGCUAGCCAGUUCGAUGCAUUAGUAGUAUAGGCCUUGACAGCGGGGGGGGCAUAUUAGGGGCAUGUUAUGCUCUCCCGUUUCCUUCCUAAAUAUGUAGUGUGAUUUAUUUGAAGUGUUCGGUGCUGUUCGCAUGUUGUAGAAGAAAGUCACGCCUGCGGCGCCGGUAAUUUUGAAGGAGCGCGAAGCGAGGCUGCGUCUCCGACGCGCACAAUUUUCGCGAGCAGCGCGAUGGGAUUUAUAUUUUUUUACUGUUCCCCGCGCGCGCUAUAUGUGUGUGUCUCUCUGCAGCUUAUCUGUCUGUCGUCU